Molecule: messenger RNA, 1422 nt
Organism: Perca fluviatilis (European perch)
Lineage: Eukaryota; Metazoa; Chordata; Actinopteri; Perciformes; Percidae
Product: complement factor H-related protein 2-like
Exons: 6
Coding region: 300-1217 (305 amino acids)
Source: RefSeq, a predicted model, not a curated record
CAGAGCAUGCAGACUUAUCCUCCACUUUAACUGUGAACAUUAUAAUAAAAUAUACUUGAUCUCUGUCUCUGUUCUGCCUCCACAUAUGUAACCUACCAUAUUAUGAGUACAACUCAACAUUUCUUUGUUUGAAGAUUAUUUUUUGGGCUUCUGGGCCUUUAUUUGAUAGGACAGAUGAAGACAGGAAAGGUGGUAGAAAGAGGGGUGGGGGGGGGACGACGACAUGCAGCAAAGGGGCCAAAACCAGACUGAAACCUGGGCCGCUGCAGGGAGGACUGAGCCUAAGUAUAUGGCGGCACAUGCUUAACCAGACAGACUUCAAUCUGAAUAACUCUAAGAGGAAAAACCUUACCUCAGUCUCAAAGAGUGGAGUUCCUAAAUGCAGCCAUUCCUGGAUCUUCACAAUGAGACUCUUUCACCUUCUUUGGCUUUUGAUCCUGUUACUGAACAGUGAUUCAUCUUUACAACAGAAUGUAAUAACAUGUAAACUGAUACUGCCGCCACCCGAGGGAACCAGAUAUGAAUCUGCUUCUAGAAAUGUGUUUUUACCUGGUGACACAUUGAGGGUCAUUUGUGGAGAGAAGUACGGGAUUUCUAACAAUCAGGAAUCAGCAGUAACUACAUGCAAUGAGGAUGGAGAGUGGACUAUCAUACCAGUAUGCACAGAGGUCGUAUGCAACAAUCAAAGACCGCAAAAUGUGUAUUCCUUGGAAUACAAUUGGUGGCAACAAAAAAAAAUUGGUGAGACUACAAGAUAUUGGUGUAAGAUAGGCUACAUGAGCACAGAUGGUGCUACCCGGGCCACAUGCACCAGAGAUGGAUGGACACCAAAUCCACUCUGUCGAGAGAUUGUAGGCUGUGGAAGUCCACCACCUCUCACAGAUGGAGACAUCAAGUACACUUUGAAAACUAAUUACAGCCAUCAAGAAAGGGUUGAAUUCAUGUGUCAAAAUUACUACACCAUGGAGGGUGGGCCUAACAGAACCUGCAUCAAUGGUGAAUGGAUUGGACAGAUGAAAUGCCUCAAACCUUGUAUUGUGGAUAGAGAGCUCAUGAACAGAUAUAAUAUUGCCUUCAGAUAUACUAAUUCUGAUGAGCUGUAUUUUGCCCAUAAUGAUUUUAUUGAGUUCACUUGUACUAAAGGAAGACACACCGGCACAUUGUCCAUGCGUCAGAAAUGUAUUGAUGGUGUGUUGAGCCUGCCCACUUGUCAGUAAAGGUUUUUAGUUAACUGGAUGUGAUAAACAUGAUCUGGCUGGACAAACAUGUAAACGAUUAACGAGAAGUUAAGUUAUUAACUGAUCUUCUGUACCUACUGCAGCAGUUUGAAUAAAACAUACAUGUUCUCAUGUUUUUUUCUUCAUAAAUGUUUUAUUAAAGGUACAAUAUGUAACAUUUCUGCAUUAAAAUGUCUAAAAACGA